This is a messenger RNA of Equus quagga, 936 nucleotides long. Its product is annotated as trihelix transcription factor GT-2-like. The record is from RefSeq and is a predicted model, not a curated record. The coding region runs from base 8 to 922 and encodes 304 amino acids. The transcript is spliced from 6 exons. NCBI's taxonomy places the organism in Eukaryota, Metazoa, Chordata, Mammalia, Perissodactyla, Equidae.
UGUAAGAAUGGCUCAAGACCUAGGCACGACUAAGAGUAUGAAAUUUUUUACUGAGUUGGAUGCUAUUCUGGGACACAAUAAAACAGAAAAAUCGCAACAAGAAUCCCAAGAUAGAGAACAAGCUACAGAAUGUGCCAAUGUAAAAACAGAAGAGCAUCAGACAGUCACUGCUGGAGAUACGGCUGAAGAUAACUUGCUCAGUAAUAUGUCAGAAGAACUAAGAGAGAAAGAUACAAAACGAAGUCCUGGCACAGAAGAAGAUACCAUAAGCACUGUCUCAGAAGAGGUGGGCAGCCUCACAGCACCACAAAGUGCCACUGGGUCAGGUAAUCAUAUUCCUGUAGAAGAUGCUAAAAGUCAUUUAGAGAUUGUAACAGCGAGUGACACAGAGGCUGGAAAACACUGGUGUGACAGUGAGGUCAGAGCGCUUAUACACGUAUGGUCUGACGAAAAAAUUCAGCAAAUGCUUGAAGGGGCCACAAGAAACAAAGAAAUAUUUGAGGAAAUUGCCAGAAGACUAACGCAAUUAGGAAUAGACAGAGACUGGAAACAGUGUCGUACUAAAUACAAAAAUUUAAAAUACGAAUAUAGAGUUUUACAAAGGAAAAAUGGCAACCCUCAAAGAAAAAUGAGAUUUUAUGAAGAAGUUGACUGCAUCCUAAGACGACCAACUCUCAGAACUGCCAAAUGGAAACAUGAACUAUUUGAAGGUCAUACCAAAAACCCAAGAACUUUGAGCAUCAAGAGAAAAGCAUAUGAAGAUGAACCAGCGUCUGUAUCUUUUAAGAAAACUGCUCCUGAGAUCAUUGCAAACUGGUUUCCUCAAAGCAUAACAGAAUCCAAAGAUUCUACAGAAAGUUUCUGCAGACAGGAGACCCCCUACAUGACCCAGCUUCAUCAGGUAAAUCUCACAAAUUUUUAGAAGAGGUGUGAAAA